Prorocentrum cordatum is the source of this 608-nucleotide messenger RNA. The record is from the annotation of a GenBank genome assembly. Lineage: Eukaryota; Dinophyceae; Prorocentrales; Prorocentraceae.
CAUUUCCUCCCUUCCACUUCACCCCCUCCCUCCCAAAUUCCGCCACGCUCCCUCCCUCCGCUUCAGUUCCAGGUCGUGCAGCCACAGCUCUCAAGCUCACGUCGCCACUCCUAGAAUUUCCCUCUGGAAUUCGCGCCGCCGCCCGACCAUGAUGGCGUGCCAGGCGUCCGCGGGGCCCCUGUCGUGCCACAGCUGCCCUUACGACUUUGCCGAGUGGUCUGAAGGCGACUCGACCUUCAGCCUCGCGAAUGGAACUGUAUUCAGCCUUGCGAAUGGGACCAUGCCGAAGGUGCCUGGCGUGACCCUCGUUGAGGCGGUGCCGAGCUACGCCAUGUGCUCGGUGCCUCUCCAGCCCGUUCUCGAGCCAGGCUACGACGUCCACCUGUGCUCGGGCACGCCGGUGCCGGUGCCGGCGCCGGGCUGCGGCCUCGUGCUCGUGGUGGAGCCCGUCGACGGUUCGAGCCCGCCGAUGGUCUUCACGAACCAGGGCUUCGUACCCCUGGAGUCGAUCACCUGCGCGCCUGUGGCGUCGGCGCCCGCGCAGAGCGCGGCCACCGUCCCCCUGCAGCUGGAGCACUUCGUCCCCGGGCCGACGGCCCAGCGGCGCU